Protopterus annectens (West African lungfish) is the source of this 2203-nucleotide messenger RNA. RefSeq names its product PWP1 homolog, endonuclein (gene PWP1). NCBI's taxonomy places the organism in Eukaryota, Metazoa, Chordata, Ceratodontiformes, Protopteridae. Gene Ontology annotation, biological process: rRNA processing. The transcript is spliced from 15 exons. Gene Ontology annotation, molecular function: protein binding. The record is from RefSeq and is a predicted model, not a curated record. The coding region runs from base 128 to 1636 and encodes 502 amino acids. Gene Ontology annotation, cellular component: nucleus.
GUACGCUCUGACAGAGAAAGGACCUUCAGGAAGCAUCAGAAAACCAAGAGUAACGUGGAGUGGUAUUAAGCUGGACUGUGAUUUGGAUAAAGUGCUGUUUUGGGUUUCUUUUCCUCGGAGCUUUAGUAUGAGCUGUCAGAUCACUUGCGUAGCUUGGGUGAAGAGAGGAGUCGCUAAGGAGACUCCUGAAAAGGUGGAGCUGAGUAAAGAAGAACUGCAGCACCUAGUAACGGAGACAAGGGAGCAACAUUUAGUGGAGGCUGAAGAUGAUGAUGGCUUGCCAGGAGAAGAAGAAGGAAAUCAAGAGAGCAGCAGGACGCAUGCCCCAGAAUGUGAUGAUUUGGAUGGUGCAGAAACGAAUGAAGAUCAGGACGACAGCGAGAGACUGGAUGGUGCUGAACUGGCUGAGUAUGGACUGGAUCGCUAUGAUGAGGAUACAGCUACUGUAAACUAUGGGGACACGCUGGCUGGCCUUGCUGUCUAUGGUACAAAUGAAGAAGAUCCAUACAUCACCAUUAAGGAUACUGAUCAGUAUGACCGUGAAGAUUUCUUAAUUAAACCAUCGGACAACCUGGUUGUUGCUGGAAGGGUAGAGAAGGACUGCUGCAGCUUGGAGAUGCACAUUUAUAAUCAGGAAGAAGAAUCAUUUUAUGUACAUCAUGAUGUUGUCCUCCCUGCUUACCCACUGUGUUUGGAGUGGCUGAACUUUGACCCAAAUCCAGAAGAGGGCCCAGGAAAUUACAUUGCUGUUGGUAACAUGACCACUGUAAUUGAUGUGUGGGACCUGGAUGUGGUUGAUUGCUUGGAGCCAGUAUUUAGUCUUGGGGGCAAAGCGACAAAGAAGAAGAAAAAGAAAAAAAAGGCAAAAAAGAAUACCACCGCUGAGGAAGGAGAAGGGCAUUCUGAUGCUGUGUUGGACCUUUCAUGGAAUAAACAUGUCAGGAACGUUUUAGCAAGUGCUUCAGCAGACAACACUGUUAUUCUGUGGGAUAUGACUCAAUGUAAAGCAGUAUCCACUCUCAGUCUUCACACAGAUAAGGUGCAAACUUUACAGUUUCAUCCAUUUGAGGCCCAAACUCUGCUUUCUGGAUCAUAUGACAAGUCAUCAAUAUUGUAUGACUGCCGCACACCACAGGAGACUCAUAGAUCCUGGCGAUUUAGUGGGCAAGUUGAAAGGCUGACAUGGAAUCACUUUGCCCCUUUCUAUUUUUUGGCCAGCACAGAUGAUGGCUUUGUCUACUGUUUAGAUGCUCGAGCUGAUAAGCCCGUUUUCACACUGAAGGCGCAUGAUGCAGAAGUGUCUGGUCUAGAACUGAGCAGCCAAGUCAAAGGGUGUUUAGUGACGGCAUCAGAAGAUAAAUUUGUAAAGAUCUGGGACAUCUUGGGGAACAAGCCCAGUUUGAUUCACUCCAGAGACAUGAAGAUGAGUGUUCUCUUCUGUGCCUCGUGUUGUCCAGACUUGCCUUUUGUAUAUGCUUUUGGAGGCCAGACAGGAGGAGUGCGAAUAUGGGACAUUAGUGAUGUUGCUGCAGUUGCAACAACAUUUGGGAACCGGGAGAGGCUAGCAGCUGCAACAACUUCUCAGCCUGUAGCAAACAGCAGCAGUGUUACCACAGACACUCCUAUGGAAUCUUGAGCUAGUGACUGUGAGACAUCAGUACAUCUAGACGAGUACAUGGCUGAAAUCUGUACAGAGCCUGCUGCAGCAAGUGUAUCAUGAAGAAGCCCUAAGAAAGAUGGUCAACAAGCUGAUAAUCACUGUUCUGGAUUUUCGCUCUACUGUUGUCUCUUCAGAAAGUGCCAAGUCUUUACAGUCAUUGUUUAAUAAGUACUCCAGAGCCUGCACUCUCAUUCUUCCAGUAUGCAUUUCCUUCGUGUGAUGAAAAUAUAUCUGGUGAACUGAUGUGACACACUCGUCCUUUUAUUGCCAGUUUUGUGGAGUGCGGGAUUGAAGUUUGUACACAGUUCAUUGUAAGAUCAAUCUCAAGCAUACUUGAUGUUAGGACUGACAGUUUUGUCAUACACAAGUCAUCCUCUUUAUUUCCACCAAAAAAAAAAAAAAAAAAUCAGAAUGUGCACAUAUUCACUGGUUUAAAAAUAUCAAGUGGAUAUCCAUUAUUAUCCAGAAAAGAGUCACAACUUAAGCUGAGAAAUUGUCUUCCAUAAGCCAUAUAUGUAAAAAUAAAAUAUUUUCCAUAAGUGA